AUGACUCACGAGUCCGUUUGGUACUCCCGGCCCCGCAAGUACGGCAAGGGCUCCCGCGAAUGCCGUGUCUGCUCUCACCGCGCCGGUCUGAUCCGCAAGUACGGCAUGAACAUCUGCCGUCAGUGCUUCCGUGAGAAGUCCACCGACAUCGGUUUCAACAAGGUUCGUACCUUCACCUUCUACCUCUGCCGACUAGAGGACGACAUUUCUGAACACGAAUUAUCCUCGAUACCCGGUCCACUGGGUCCCUGUCCGGUUCCCUCGCAACCCACAUGA
Molecule: messenger RNA, 276 nt
Organism: Penicillium brasilianum
Lineage: Eukaryota; Fungi; Ascomycota; Eurotiomycetes; Eurotiales; Aspergillaceae
Source: the annotation of a GenBank genome assembly